AUGGGUUUCAGCUCGGGUGUCUCUUCUCGCAGCUCAAGCUUUGAUUGGCGAUCCCUCCUCUUCGCAACAUCCCUCUUCACCCUCGGCGCCCUGGUAGGCAGCAUCAUCACAGCACGACCUAAAAGACCAACAAUCCUCCCCUCACCGCGUACAACACGCCUGCCCAGCUUAUCAGACGAAGAGAAAUCUCAACUCCCCUAUCCUCCCGACGUACUUCCUGGGGCUCGGGACGUGGACACUCCAUAUGGCUCGAUCCGAGUUUACGAAUUUGGUCCAGAAUCCGGACGUAAGGUCCUGUUAGUCCACGGCAUCAGCACGCCGGCGAUUGCUUUGGGGGCCGUGGCACAUGGUCUUGCGGACAGGGGGUGUCGUGUGAUGUUGUUUGAUCUUUUUGGACGAGGAUACUCGGAUAAUCCGGCCGACUUGCCUCAGGAUAUACGGUUGUUCACGACGCAGAUUUUGUUGGCGCUGGCGUCAUCGCCUUUGUCGUGGACGGGCAAGGAGACCGGUACGGGCUCCGGCAAGGCCUCUGCCGGCAAAGGGUCAUUCACCAUGAUCGGCUACUCACUAGGCGGAGGCAUCUCAGCAACAUUCACAUCCUACUUCCCCGACCUAAUCGACAGUCUUGUUCUCAUCGCCCCUGCGGGCCUGUUAAGGCCUCACCACAUCAGCAAGACCAGCCACGUCAUAUACUCUGAGGGCUUCAUCCCGGAACCCAUUUUACAACGUCUCGUCAAGAAGCGGCUGCGACAGCCGUUGGCAGCUCCGCCACCAAAAACGGAGGCAGAGGCGAAGAAUCAACAGGUUGACGCCACAGAGGCAGUCCAGGCCGAAGCUGGAGUCAGCAUCGAAUCGAAUUCGCAAGCUACAUUGUCAAAAAUCAGACCGCACGUCACGGUUGAAGCGACGGUCGUGGAUCAAUUGGAUACACAUCCGGGAUUUGUGCCGGCUUUCAUGUCGAGUAUUCGAUACGCUCCGAUUCGGGACCAGCAUGUGCGGUGGCGGAUGAUUGCGCAGAGGAUAGCUGAAAGAAAUAGGGAGGAGGGGACCAACAAAAAAGUCUUGAUUGUUGCUGGUGCUACGGAUCCUAUUAUUGUCCGCCAGGAGCUCGAGGAAGAUGCGAGAGAAGUGUUACAGGAGAAUGUCGAGUUUGUGGUUAUUGAUGCGGCGCAUGAUGUGCCGAUUGUGAAGGCGGAUGAGGUGGUUGAGCAUAUUGUUGAUUUCUGGAGCCGGACGAAUUGA
Exophiala dermatitidis NIH/UT8656 is the source of this 1242-nucleotide messenger RNA. RefSeq lists its product as uncharacterized. The transcript has a single exon. The record is from RefSeq and is a predicted model, not a curated record. Lineage: Eukaryota; Fungi; Ascomycota; Eurotiomycetes; Chaetothyriales; Herpotrichiellaceae. Bases 1 to 1242 code for a protein of 413 amino acids.